GAUCGGCAGCAGCAAAACUCCUCGUUGGUCUGAGGGGAGGAUCACACACUGAAACUUGAUACAUGUGCCUAUGAUGAACUAUUCUCCUCGUGAGUUUAUCCUGAUCGCUCAGUCCAUGUGUGAGAGAAUCGGCUGUGCAUGGAGAUAUCCCGCGAGCCAAUUAUUUCUGGAUUUUUUUAGAGGAUAGACUGAAAGAAUUAUAUCGUUUCACAGUCCUGAUCACAUGAUGCUUGACGUACUUUAUUAUUACUUUAUUCUUAAUCUCCUUUGAGAAUAGCUCUAACCGGUUGGACUGAGGUUUUAAAGCAAUGGAUCCUGUAACAAGGUGGACACCAAAACAGGUUGUUGAAUGGAUGAGAGGUCUGGAUGACAGCCUAAAACAGUAUGUGCACAACUUUGAGAGAGAGAAGAUUAAUGGAGAACAGCUACUGAAGAUCUCACAUCAGGACCUUGAGGAACUGGGCAUUGUCCGCAUUGGCCACCAGGAACUGGUUUUAGAGGCUGUAGAUCUACUCUGUGCUCUGAACUAUGGUGUGGAGACAGACAACUUGAAGAACCUGAUGCUAAAGAUGAGAGCUGUGACCAGCAGCCUUCACACUGCAACAUCAGAACGAAGGAAGAGCCCUACAUAUGAAAGCAACACGUCUAGCAAGCUCCCAAAUCAAUUCCUCUCCUCUGUGGUUGAACUUAUUGGAGCAGCCAAAAGUCUCCUGGCAUGGCUGGACAGAACUCCACUGACAGAGGUCAGUGAUUUUACCUCCACCAAGAACAAAAUCAUUCAGUUGUGUUUGGAACUGACAACUACAGUACAACAGGACUGCACUGUCUAUGACAUGGAAGAGAAUAUUUUGGAUGUUUCAAAUGUGUUGAACAGUAUUUGUGACCAGACUGUGAGAACCACCUCGGAUCCUCUAAUGAGCCACUCAGCAUGUCUGGAAGAAGUUCAGCUGACCAACAUCAAACCAGAAGAGGGAUUGGGCAUGUACAUAAAAUCCACCUUCGAUGGACUUCAUGUCAUCACUGGCACCACUGAACAUUCCCCAGCUGAUGUGACAUGCAAGAUCCACGCUGGAGAUGAAGUCAUCCAGGUCAACCAGCAGACAGUGGUGGGUUGGCAGCUGAAGAACCUGGUGGCCAAGCUGAGAGAGGACCCUAAAAGUGUGGUGCUUCUUUUAAAGAAAAGGCCCACAGGAACCUCAGGAUUUACCCCAGCACCUCUCAAAAACAUGCGCUGGAAAGCACCCGUGCCUCAGAGCUUCACGUCUCCUAGUAAGAGUCAGUCAGACAAUUCUGUCAAACUCUGCAGUAGGAAGGACAAGCCAGCCAUACUGGACCUGUACAUCCCACCACCUCCAUCAGUGCCUUACACACCACGGGAAAUACAGAACAGCUCAUACACAAGCCUUAAUGCCAGACCUAAAGGUUCGGAGUCCCCAAACUCCUUCCUGGACCUGGAGCGCCAACGACACUUCACUAUUGCCGACUAUGACAAACUGUCUAUUCAACCAGUUGAGGUCAAUGUACAGAUGCGUCCUAGAGGAAGAUCCUCAUCACAAGGUAAACCACGACCUCUGUCAAUGCCUUCAGAUACAUGUUUGAGCGUGGCAGACCUGUAUGCAAAGCCCUGGACACAGGGGCAAAAAGGUGAAGAUCUUCUGUACAGAUACCUAAGCAACGAACGCAUACCAACUAUCGCUGAGGAGGCCCCGGGCCCCAGCUCGUCUAACAAGUUCACAGCCGAAAGACCUGCUCAUGGGAUCGACUACUCGAGGAACAGCCGGUUUCUUGUCAGUGCAGAUCUACACAACAGCGCCACCAUACCUUAUCAAGAGGACAUAAUCAAAAAGACCCCCAACCGGCCCUCCGCGGAGCCCUCACUACUGGAUCCCGACUGGACCUCCAACAACGCAUUCAUCAACAGCAGGUACAGCAACGGUGCCAUGCGGUCCUGGUCAUUCUCUCAAGCAGCGUGCUUUCCCAUUUCCCUGGCUCCUCGUAUGGCUUCUGAUGAGUACAAUCCAGUGUCCCUCAGACUGAAGUCAAAGAAGAAGAAUUGUAGAGGAAGUCCUAGAAUGAGCAGAAGGAGAGUUUCAGUGAAAGAUUUGGACCCAGUGGACCAUCAGGGCUGGCUUUAUAGGAAGAAAGAGGGGAAGGGAUUUCUGGGUAUUAAGUGGAAAAAGUAUUGGUUCGUGCUAAAGAGAACAUCUCUGUACUGGUACACAAAUGAAGUGGCUGAAAAAGCAGAAGGCUUUAUAAAUUUGACUGAUUUUGUAAUUGACCGGGCGAUGGAAUGUAAGAAAAAAUAUGCAAUCAAAGCUUGCCACCACAAAGUCAUGAUGUUUUACUUUGCAGCAGACAGCAAUGAGGACAUGAACUUAUGGCUGAAUAAACUUGGUCUGGCAUCUAUUCGGUAUGAACCCACAGAGGCUCAAACAGCUGAAUGCUACAGUGAAGCCAGUGAUCACGAGGAGUCCACUGAAACUCCUCCACCGCCGUACUCCGAGCACUACACCCAAGCUGUAGCAAAUGCCAGUGGUCCAUUAGCCACAGUGCAUCAGGGAAGCAUUCCUCCUCAAUAUUCCUCUCCUGUUCCUGGUGAAACUACUGGAACCCUCUCCUCUCCUGUCAGUACAAUGACAUCCCACAGCUCUGUCUCAUCUCUGGCUAAGCAUAGACGAUCUUGGCUAGACUUUGUCUCCCAGGCAACACCUACUGCUGGUGAAACUGUGGUCUGCUCUGCUUUGGUCCAUACAAUGAGCACUACAAUAAAGGAAACCUCACAACAUAGUGAAACCAUAGCUCCAUCUCAAGACUCCCUUGGAGGCUCAUCCAACACAUCACCUAUGGCUAUAUCCACAGAGCCAGAGGAACCAGAAACACAGCUGAUCUUAACUGACACCAGAUCUGAAAUUCUAGAUGGACAGGAAGGAACUUAUGAUGAGAUGGAAAGAUUGUACUUACAUUUGAAAAGAGCGAGUUUGUCUCCAACGGGUGAGCGGAAGCCAUCAUCAAAAUGGGAAUUACGAGCCUCAUUUAUAAAGCGUUCCAAAAACCAGACACUCAAUGUGAAGAUACAUCUCAUCAGAACUCUCAACAGCACGCUAAAGAAUAAAUGUACACAGUGCACACCCAUAUAUUGCGUAAACUUUGUCCAAUCAACAAAGAAAUGGUUUCCCAUGGGGACAGGGAGCAGCUGGCGGACUUGAACUUUGCAGAUGACGUUGCACUACUGGCUCCCACCCGACCAGGCUUGGCAAUCAUUAUGAUGGCCUUGGAGCGGGAUUCAGCAAAGAUCGGGCUUCGAAUCAGUGGCUCAAAAACCAAAAUCAUGUACUUUGGAUUUGCCCCCGGAUAAGUACCUGUAACCAUCUACAGUACCAACAGCGAAUAGAAGAGGUCGAUCGAUUUACCUACCUGGGCAGCGUCAUGUCGGUAGACAGCGACACAGACCACAAUGUUGUCUACGGUACUAGAAAUGUUGCAAUGGUUAUGUGAUGCCUCCAACCACUUUGGUCUCAUGAACACCAUUGCCCUUGAGACCAAGGUAUGGCUGCUAAGCUCCAGCAUCAUUCCAACUUCCACCUAUGCCAGCGAAACUUGGAAAAUUACAGCAAAAACCAUAAGCCGUUUUAACCCUCUGAGGUCUAAGGGUAUUUAUGGGGUCUGGAGAAGUUUUGUCAUGCCCUGACAUUUGUGUUUUUAUCAGUUGCUUACAAACAUCUAAAUGGCUAAAGUCUAAUAUCACUGUAAUCAGCACAAAUUGGGCUAUAAUAAUAUGCAAGCAGCAUGUAUGUACAUGAUUGUGUUUUUGAAGGGAAUUUUUUUUUUAUGUGUGGUUAAUGAAAAAAAAAAUUACUUUAAAAAUGUUAAAUCACUUGAAUAAGGCCAUAAAACACAUACAGAACAUUGGUUUCCGGGCUUUUGAGAACUGGUAGCCUAGAAUUUUUAUUUCUAAAUGAUGUGAAAAUCCUCUUGUUUACUCACUCACAGAAAACAAUAUAUUGAUUUAAAUUUUCUAAGACACUUUUUGUUCAUAAAAGUCAUAUGCGAGUAGGUGUCAACUAUCAUGAAUAUCAUUGUGAUAUACAUCUGAGAAGAUAAAGGCCCGCAUAAUGAGCUGCAAAAUGAGCCUUUCAGUCAGCUGUGUGACUGAGAGGGCAGAGUUAAAAGAAAGAACGUGAGGACAAAAUAGUUUAUUUAGAAUAUAUUUAAUUAUCCCACAACAUAAUUUAAUAUUCACUUGCAAGUGCAGUUAAACAGUUUAUUAGGAAAAAUCAAAGCUGACUUUUAUAACUGAUUUUUUUUUUUUCAUCAUUACGCCAGUCACACAAUCCUUCAGAAAUCCUUUUAACAAUCUGAAUCUUUUGAAUGGUAUAGUAGUGUAUAUUGUUAUUGAAACUUCAUAAUGUUUCACUUGAUUAUACAUUUAUUCAGGAAUUAUAGGUUGGAAAAACUAGUACAAAAUAUAUAUAUAUAUAUAUAUAUAUAAAAUAGACUUACUCAUGUUUAUGAUCUCUGCUGAAUAAAGCGAUUCAUUCUUUUUUUCUGAGGAAAUCUCAAAUCCUGAGAUAAUCCACAUCACAUCUUUUUGGGGUGAAUUAUGUCUAAUUCUUCUCAUCGCGAAGCAAACAGUCAAAUAAAAAAAAAACUUGAACAGUCUCACUACGUUGUGUUCUGUAUGGGCGUAUUCAAGCCGCGUGCUUCAGUAACACACAUUAUAAUCUCAAAAGCAAGUGGGCAUGGUCACAUUAGAAGAAAAUGAAGGGAAACGAGAAAACGGUCAUUGCUUUGUUUUCAUAUGGAUUAUUUUAUCACAGAAUAUUUGUUUUCGGAAGUACUUGUUUAGUUUAAAAGUAGACAUGUCAAGCUUUCUAUAGAUAUAUCUCUCAUGUCUCUUCGUUGAGUAUUCACUGAGUUACAGUUUUUAUGAGUUUACAUUUUAAUGACGUAUUUCUAAAUGAAGAUCACCGCAGAAAAAGGCUUCAGACAGCACACCUUGUUUGUUAUCUUUAUUUCAUAAAUGCACAAAUUUUUUUAGUUAUUAUGUCUGUAUACAAAAAAGUAGACCCUUUAAAGAUUCGAUUGAUGUAUGGCUCUUAUCUGUACGAUCAAAACUUGACGAUCAAACGUGUAAUUUAAGUUCUUUUCGGGGUUAUCAGGAGAAAAUGACUCAAAACACGUAUACACGUUAAUCGACUUCAAAGGGUUAAUACGUUACAACAACGAUGCCGUAGGUGUAUCCUGAAGAUCACAUAUCAAGAUCGGGUGACUAACGAGUAAGUGCAUUGUGUCCACUAACAAAUAUUGUGCUCGAGCUUCGAAUGCAGUUUGCCAGACACAUUCUCAGGCAGCCGCCAACCAGUUUCCCACGAAUGGCCAUGCUUUGGAACCCCCAGCAAGGAAGGAGGAAGCAAGGACACCACAAGAUCACGUGGCGGAAAACAUUCAUUGAGGACCUGAUAUAUUUUGGAGCAAAAUAAUGAAUCGGCGAAACAACUUUUUAUUUUUUAGGCGUGUGCAGGAAAUGGGCUACAGAGAAGCAGAACUGGACUGUUGCUCAGUGGUCCAAAUUACUUUUUUCGGAUGAAAGCAAAUUUUGCAUGUCAUUCGGAAAUCAAGGUCUGGAGGAAGACUGGGGAGAAGGAAAUGCCAAAAUGCCUGAAGUCCAGUGUCAAGUACCCACAGUCAGUGAUGGUCUGGGGUGCCAUGUCAGCUGCUGGUGUUGGUCCACUGUGUUUUAUCAAGGGCAGGGUCAAUGCAGCUAGCUAUCAGGAGAUUUUGUAGCACUUCAUGCUUCCAUCUGCUGAAAAGCUUUAUGGAGAUGAAGAUUUUGUUUUUCAGCAUGACAUGGCACCUGCUCAUAGUGCCAAAACCACUGGUAAAUGGUUUACUGACCAUGGUAUUACUGUGCUCAAUUGGCCUGCCAACUCUCCUGACCUGAACCCCAUAGAGAAUCUGUGGGAUAUUGUGAAGAGAAAGUUGAGAGACGCAAGACCCAACACUCUGGAUGAGCUUAAGGCCGCUAUCGAAGCAUCCUGGGCCUCCAUAACACCUCAGCAGUGCCACAGGCUGAUUGCCUCCAUGCCACGCCGCAUUGAAGCAGUCAUUUCUGCAAAAGGAUUCCCGACCAAGUAUCGAGUGCAUAACUGAACAUAAUUAUUUGAAGGUUGAUUUUUGUGUAUUAAAAACACUUUUCUUUUAUUGGUCGGAUGAAAUAUGCUAAUUUUUUUGAGAUAGGAAGUUUGGGUUGUCAUGAGCUGUAUGCCAAAAUCAUCAGUAUUAAAACAAUAAAAGACCUGAAAUAUUUCAGUUAGUGUGCAAUGAAUCUAAAAUAUAUGAAAGUUUAAUUUUUAUAAUUAAAUUGUGGAAAUAAUGAACUUUUAUCACAAUAUGUUAAUAUGUUAUAAGGACCUGUAUAUUGGUGAGCAGACCUUAAAUUCAUCAAGUAUUCCCUGCGCCAAUGAGUCCAAAAUUAGUUUAACAGCCUCUGACUGUAUUUUCAUCUUUUUGUCAAGGUCUCUUGACUCUGAGCAGUUGGAUGAGUAAUGCAAUGGUUUUGGGUGGGAAAGAUGUAAGUCUUUUGCUGACCAGAAAAUGAGCAGGAGUCGGUGGCUGAAGUUUCAUUCAUUUUGUUGUGAAUGUAAGUUAGGGGUCUUGAAUUUAGCACAUAAUCCACUUCAGUUAACAUGGUAGCUAACUCUUCAAAAUUGUAUCAAGGUUUUCCCCAAGAUUUCCCUAAGAAUCCACAACAUGUUCCCAGAAACUGCCCCACCAGACUGCUUCAAAUAGGUAAUUCCAGGUUAUUCCUCUUUCAGCAGAGAAAAUUCCCCUCCUUGCAAUGAGCCUCUUUAAUGCUAAAAGGACGUUCUCUGUACUCAAAUUUAUGGCCCUAGUGACUGCACAAAUGCCAUAAAACUGGUAUUCGCCAUGAGCAGCCCAGCAAAAUCCACACCAGUGGUUUCAAAUGGGGGUGAUUCAAUGACUCUGUCUCUCAAAAGGGUGCAGUAGCCUGUUGUGCUGGUUAAGCCUUAAACCUCUUGUAGACGGGACACCUUCCGAUUAUUUGCUCAACAAGCUGUCUACCCUUUAAGAUCCAGAAUCUGUCUCUGACCUGAAUGAGCAUAUCUCUUAUACCUGAAUGCAAAACCUUCUCAUGACACUUUUGAAUCAACAAUUCACAAUACCUGUGUUUAUACUUUAGCAUCCAUGGGUUCUGCUCUCUAAAUUUGAGAUCAGAUAGCUGCAGCCUUCCUCCCACACUGAUCAGGCCUUUCUCAUCAAGGAAUGGUAUAAGUUAUUUGAUCUUUGAGUUUUUUUGUACACUCUGUCCUUCCCUGAGCGAUUUAAUUUCUCUUUCAAAUGUAUCCGCUUGAGUAACUCUGACCCAAUACACUUCAGCUGCCAUUAACUCUUCUGCAGAAAGUUCUCCAGGGUUCUUUAUGCUUGAGCGUGUAUUAGUGAGGAAUCUUUUUACCCAUGCUGUUAUUCUGAGAACAGUACUGAAUUUACUGUAUCUGCAUAGAUCAAGCAACAUCUCUUUUGUGUCUGCUGCUGAACUGUACUGUGAAUUGGAAUUUAGAUCUGAGUUUUGCGUUUACCUCUUCUUCUGGAAGCUCUUCUUCUGCUGAGACUUCUGGAUUCACUGACUUUAGAAAUUUGGGUCCAUUCCACCACAUCUGAUUAUCAAUCAAACUGUUGACUUAUUGUCCUCUUGUUGGCAGGUCUGUUGGAUUAUGUUUGCCAUCACAGUGUGACCGUGAUUCGGGUUUAGUGAGGUUUUGAAUCUCUGUCACUCGAUUUGCCACAAAAGGCUUCCAUUUACGCACCGAACUAUGGGUCUAGUUCAAGACUAUCAUUGAGUCUGUCCACAUAUGAAGAUGGUUUUCUGAUCUUUAGAACCUUUAACAGAUUAUGGGCUAGCCAAAGAUCACAUUAGCUCCAGUUGAGGAAGCAUCAAUUUAUUUAGUGAAGCAACUCUGGACUUUGAGGCUACCAGAGUUUAAAUAAUUUCUGCAGUCUUACUCUUGACUUGCAGAUAUCUAAAUGCACAGUAAAUUCUUUCAUUUGCAUCGCAAAAGACAUAUAGCCUGACUGUCUCUCCUUGAUGAUUUGUCAAGAUGUGAUACUAUCUAGGUAUAGCCACGAGGUGUAGCUGUGGCAACUCAUCACACCACUGUUUCCAUUUGUGGGUUAAAUCUGGGGGUAGUUCUUCAUCCCACUUUUAGACCUCGCUCACACAUUUCCUGAAACAGACAUUUUACAUGGAUUGUAUAUGGUAUUAGGAAACAUAUUGGAUCAAAUUUAUGUGAUGAGAUUUGAAGAACACUCCUCUUAGUACUCUCUUUCCUUUCCAGAACAUCCAGCACUUGCCACAAGUCAAACACAAAAUCGUCAUGGUCAUGCCUCCAUUUCAGUCCCAACACUUUCAAUGCAGUGUUGAGUGUCUCUGAAUCUGCUGGGCUUUCAUUCUGUUUUUUGUAAAUUUUGUUCUUAGGUCAGAGUAGUUGGUCAUCCAUUUCCAUAGCUCCAUUCCUGCAGCAGACAAGAUGGCAUUUGCUUGUGUUGAGAUAAAACAAGCUUCAUCCACAUUAGACAAGCUCACAAUGAGAUCGUCCACAUACAGUGAUUCCCGAAAUAAUGCUACAGUCGAUGGCUGUUCAGACUCAUACUGUCUGAGAUGAGUUCUUAUUGUCACUGUCAACAGAAAGGGAUUAGAUGUAACUCCAAACACAACUCUGUUCAUUCUCAUGAUGCAAGGCUCCAGGUUCUCUGGUGAGGAAUCUUAGGUCCAUAAGAACCUCACAAAGUCUCUAUCCCUUUCUUUCAGUCCUAUUUGCAGAAAAUUAUUUGCAAUAUUAGCUGUGGAGGCAACUUUGUGAAGGUGGAAUUUAAUAAGCAUAUGAAGUAAGUCUGGGUUUAAGAUGGGCCUGAUAAGUAAACAAUUGUUGAGGGAGAUUGAACCCUCUUUCGUAUGAAGAAGCAUCAAACACAAUUCUCAGUUUGGUUGUUUGCUUAUCAUCUCGGAUUACUGGAUGGUGUGGCAUGUAAUACUUCACUGUGCUAGUCUGUUCUACAGUUGAUGUGUUCUUUACCUCUUCACAUAUCUCUUGCUUCAGAUAUUCUUGAAUCACAUCAUUAUCUCUCUAAUAGAGCACAUUGUCAGUUCUAAAUCUUUUCUUUAGAGUUUCAAACCUUUUUCUUGCAACGUUCCUGCUGUCUUCAAGUUCUGAAGUGUCUCUGUCAUGUUUCCAUGGCAAAUCCACUAGGUAGCAUCCACACUGUCUGUUCAAAGGUCUGUAGAGCUUCAACUUCUUCUAUACUAGGUGUUUUGUCAUGUACGAUGCAGAGAGAUUCAAUAAUGGCCAUACUAGAGCUGUAAUCAGGCCAUGAAAGUUAGACCCAACAGGACCUGAGCCUGACAGGUUUUGGCCCAAGCCUGACAAGUACAUUUUGACUGACAGCUUUUUAAAAGCCCGAACCCGUUUACAGCCCCACAUUAUUCAAAUGUGUGCACACACACAGCUCUUUUGCAAGAAUGAGUCAUUUAUAAAUGUUUUAACAUAAUUUAUUCAUAACUAACGUAGACUAGACCACUUGGAAGUUGGAAUAAAGAAAUAAAAUAAGUCUUCUGUGACAUCUUAACAUCUCGGCACUCUGAAUAGGCAUAGGCUCAUUUAGCCUAUAAAUAGACCACGCACCAAUAAAAAUGAAUCUUUUUUAAUAAAUUAAAUUAAGAUAAAUUUUUAAUUAAGAUGGGUAUUUUGCAAUAACGAAAUUAAGAUAAAGGCUCCGCCGGAUUUGCUUCGCCACUAGCAGCUGAGAUUUAGUAAAAUAAUAAUGCCAACAUUAGCGUAAAUACUCUGCUACAUUAUGCAUUUAAGACUUAGUGAAUAUUUAGUUAUCAUUUGAAAAACCUUUACUCACAGAGAUUAGGCUAAGCCUACAUGUUUUUGUGGAGGAAAAUUAUUGAAUCCAUUGUAAAUGGAUUUAGCGCGUUCCUGCACUCACUGAUGGUGCAUCAUUAACUCUUUAUUGUCAUUAUAAACAUGGUCAUAACUUUUCCACACCUCAGACUUUGCUUUAGUUGCUGGUGCAACCAAAACGUAAUCGCCAGAGCCAAGCCUCCGUUACACCUACUCAGCAUCCAUUUUCGCAUCUUUCUGGUACUAAUCGAAACACAUCACAUGACCACUCGUUUACCUUGCAAACCGGAGCGCAAGCCCGAGCCCGCGUAAGAUGAUAUAAAUUAAGCCCAAACCCGACCGAACCCGUCGGGUCCCAUCGGGUACCGUCGUGUUCGGGCAAAGAUCUUCAGCUCUAGGCCAUACAUGUGGUUUCCAUUCCACAUGAGUUUGAAACAAUACCUUGAAUGGCCCAGCCAACUUCUCACCAGCCUUUCAUGAACAAAACUUUGUUUACUACCUCCAUCUAUCAAACACCAUACAAUCUUUUUCCCUCUUGGACCCUGAGUCCAUGCUUUUUGCUGUCUGCAGCAACACUGUGUUUGAUUCUCUUGAUUUGAUAUUUACUAUACUUGAUACAGAUGAAACCACAGUGUUUGUCUUCAUGCCAUAAGUUUCUGUUCCCCCUCAAGGGAACUUCGAACUGCGUCCUCUGAAGGGACACUAUGGGGAACACCUCGUCGUGACCCGUGUCUGAAGCAUACUUUGAAAAAACGCCAACUCGUUGGCCGGCGACAGCGUCUGACGUCACUACCGGCGCGACUAUAAAUAAGCGACCGGAGAGCACGUCAUUUAUCUUCUUCGUCUUCAUUUGACUGUUUUGUUUGAAGUGUGCGUCUGAGAAACGACCACGGUAAGAGCGAUCUUUACUUUUGUUAUCAUGGCUUCCACUAGCAAGGCGUUUAGACAGUGCGUGCAUCCGUGUCAGCGUUAUUUGACACCGGAUGACACACACAGUCUUUGCGUUUUUUGUUUGGGCGAAGAGCACGCGCGCGAUGUCCUUGAGGGGGCGAUCUGCGUGCACUGUGAGCGUUUUUCCAUGAAAAAGCUCCGCUCUCGUUUGUCUCUCUUUUCGAGGAAAGAGGGACAGCCAUCUGUCUCCCGCGGCUCAGGACCCGCCGCUGUUGAGGCACGGAGGAGAAUGAGCUCGUGGGGAUCACAGGUGGACCUCGUUGAAGAGUUUAGAGAGGGACUUUCCCUUUCUCGCUCUUCGGCGGCGGACGAGAAUGAACUUCAGGAGGAAGACGUGUUAUCAUUAACCCUUUCUGAUACUGAAGUUAGUGCUCUGCUGGGUUCUACCCAGGAAGAGCAGGAGAUGUCUGAGGUUGGCGAAGAAGCUGAGGCUGAUCCUUCUCAAUCCUCCUGCCCUGCGUAUGAGGAGCUGUUAGAGGUUAUGGAUCGUGCCACAGCAAAGUUAAACUUGCCAUGGAAACGUA
Molecule: messenger RNA, 11398 nt
Organism: Carassius gibelio (silver crucian carp)
Lineage: Eukaryota; Metazoa; Chordata; Actinopteri; Cypriniformes; Cyprinidae
Product: connector enhancer of kinase suppressor of ras 3
Exons: 25
Coding region: 309-3206 (965 amino acids)
Biological process (GO): regulation of signal transduction
Cellular component (GO): membrane; cytoplasm
Molecular function (GO): protein binding
Source: RefSeq, a predicted model, not a curated record